This is a messenger RNA of Tripterygium wilfordii, 1708 nucleotides long. Its product is annotated as malonyl-CoA:anthocyanidin 5-O-glucoside-6''-O-malonyltransferase-like. The record is from RefSeq and is a predicted model, not a curated record. The coding region runs from base 68 to 1492 and encodes 474 amino acids. The transcript has a single exon. NCBI's taxonomy places the organism in Eukaryota, Viridiplantae, Streptophyta, Magnoliopsida, Celastrales, Celastraceae.
CAAUGGCAUGGGCGUGAAUUAUACACCAUUUGUUAUAUAAAAUCCAUUGUAUGCCCAGAAACUAAUAAUGGACCGCAGUUCCAAAUCUCUGAUGGAAUCAAUAAUAUCGCCGAUUGAGGUGGUGGAAGAGUGUCAAAUCGCCCCAUGCUGUGACUCACCUGAGUCAGCCACCAAGUUUUCCCUCCCUCUCACAUUCUUCGACAUCAUAUGGCUCAAGUUUAACCCGAGUGAGCGCGUCUACUUCUACCAACCCACUGAGUCAUCAUCAUCCCCCGAGUUCUUUUACCGCGUCAUUCUUCCAAAACUCAAGCAGUCCCUUUCUGUCACUCUUUGCCACUUCCUCCCUCUCGCGGGCCGCCUCACGUGGCCCUCGCAUGCCUCCAAACCAUCCAUCCACUACGUGCCAAACGACACCGUUUCUCUAACGGUGGCCGAAUCUGAUGCCGACUUCAACCGCUUAUCAAGCAACGAUAUCCGAGACACCAUCGAGUCGCGUCCGUACGUACCCGAAUUGCAGAUAGCGGACUCAACAUCGCCGGUGAUAGCUUUGCAAAUAACACUGUUCCCCGAUUCAGGGUAUUCGAUUGGGUACUCGACUCACCAUGCGACUCUUGAUGGGAGAAGCAUUACGCUGUUUAUGAAAGCUUGGGCUCACAUAUGCCGAGAACCCGAAUCCGAUUUGCCUCAAGAAUUGACACCAUCGUUUGAUCGGACGGUGGUGAAGGACCCGGAAGGGCUCGACAUGGUGUAUUCAAACCAUUGGAUUGAGAUUUCAAAAACGCUGGCUCCGGACACAGAUCCAAGGAGCGUCAAGCCGUUUCCAGGCGAGUCCAUCACAAAAUCAAAAUUAUUUCGAGCCACGUUUGUAUUGACCGGCGAAGAUAUAAAGAGAUUGAGGGAUUGGGUAUUGUCGAUUGAAACCAUUGUUGAUCAGCUUCGUUUAUCUAGCUUUGUGCUCACAUAUGCAUACACACUGGUUUGCAUUGUAGAAUCAAUGGGAGAAGAGAAGGUCAGUUGGGUUCACUUCAUAUUUGCAUCUGAUUGUAGGACCCGAUUGGAUUCCCAUUCGAUCCCAAAAAAUUAUUUCGGGAAUUGUAUUUAUGGAUAUGAUGGGUUUGUAGAUGCAAAAGCUUUGAUGGAUAAGAAUGGAGUAAUUUUAAUGGCCAAAAAGAUUAGUGAGUUGGUGAAGGAAGCGAACUGUUGUGGUCUGGAAGGAGCAAAGGAGGCGCUUGAGAAAUGGACCUCAGGGAAGCCUAAAACACUCACUAUUGGGAUUGCCGGUUCGCCCCGGUUUGAGCUUUAUGAGGUGGAUUUCGGUUGGGGGAGGCCUAAGAAGGUGGAGGUUAUAUCGAUAGACAAGAAUCGAGGUAUUGCCAUGGAGAGAAGCAGAGAUGGAGAUGGAGGAAUUGAGGUUGGGGUGGUGUUGGAGAAGCAUGAGAUGGAGGUUUUUGCUUCUCUGUUUGUUAAUGGACUCAAAGAGCUUCACUAUUGACUUAGGUUAAAAUAACUAUCUACGUGCUAUCUUUGCAUGCAUUGUAAUUACCAUAAGAGUAGUGUUUAGUUUUUCUCAGAAGAUGUAACUCUUAGUAUGGUUUUUAUGUAUUUUGUAUGUUGGAAUAAUUCUAUAAGGUGGAAAAAGGCUAUACAAGAGAGAUCACGAUUCACUAUGGAGAAGAAAUUAAUUACAAUGAGUGAAACUCGCGCCUUA